GACAGUAGACCGGAAACAAUGAAUAAAAUGAGGAAGAUGAGAACAUUGGUCACGACCUUACUUGAACAGGAUCUGUUCUAUAGGAUCGUACCUCUGAAUCCUUGAUUUAUCAAGAGACCAGAAACCAUCCCUGGUUGAUGACCGAAGGCCUGGAGGUUAGAGCGUGAUUAACAGCUCUGGUUCAGCAAUGGCUCGAGCAGUAGAGGAUCGUUCUCAGUCGCUCGCGGCUGGGGUGACCUCUGGGCUGUCUGACAGGUAUUAACCUUUUUUGGUUUUGAUAGAUUCUUUUUUUUUUGCUUGGGUUCUUGUUGGUCGUGAGCUUUAACCGUUCCGACUUGAAUAACACUAGUUGCUACGUAUUAUGAAAUCCAUUUAGUGUUUUAAGAUGAGGACUAAGCUGCUGUUAAGAGAAGCUACUUUCCUAUUGCAGUAGUAAAUGAAUGUUGCGCAAUUGGAGAAAAUGCAAUUAAGGUGGAUACCUUAACCAUAUCCAGGAACUAUCAUAACAUGCAUAACAUUUAGUAACUCCUAGUUGUAUUGUUAGCACUGCUUACCUGAAUUAUUGAUUAUUUGGAAAAAAGUAUGUUUCCUGUUGUUAAGGGAAGAUUCAAGGCCAUCUUCCUUCAAACAAGAGUUUAUCAUUAUCUCGUAAUGUUAGUGCUAAGUGAAUGACUCUAACGAGAAAAGGGAGGCCAGAAGGACUUCCUUGAAGGAGUGCACAUAGGUGAUUAGCAGUUAGACUAGAAUCAUGACCUCAUGUGAUUAUUAUUUUGCCUUGUUUUUGUGUUUUUUCCUUUCUUUUCGAUGACGUGUCUUCUUUUCUAACACGUUUUAUUAAAGAAUGGAUAACAUUGUCUACUCUAAGCACCUUAAGGCUUUCAUGUUUUUGAACUUUUGUGUUAAAUGUACCAUUGGUUAGAUGUAAUGAGACAGAUACAUUUGCUGAAAAUGAAGCUGCGAGUUUGCAGACAAUAUAACUCUUAGCCAUGGGGAGAAGAGUAAGAAAAAUGCUGCUAAGUACUCAGCAAUGAUGGCUCUAUAGUUGUUGUUUUGAAGCGGUGUAUCUUCUACUUCUCGAAAACCUGAAACGCCCCAUGAAAUGUAGUUCGAUGAAGUAUUCAAAGAUCAAAUUAAAUCUGCAAUUAUAAACUUCAAGAUACCUCCUGCAUCCAAUGCUGCAUUAGGAGAUGUUUGGUGUCCAUUUAACAACGUUGCUGCCUCUUUAGCAUCUUAUCACAGAAAGUCAUCGGUAUCACUAGGAGAAGUUGCUCCACAGCUGGCACCUCUCUCAACAUCUGGUGCUCCUAUGUCUUGAGAAGCAAAUAAUAUAUUCUGAAUCAGAAGAGGGUAAUACUGCUCCCAAGGGAGUAACUAUCUUAUCAACCAAGACAAAACUCAAAAAGCUUUGGAUUCUGGGGUCUGAUGGUGAAAAGUACAUGAUUUUGCUAAAAGGGCGAGAAGAUCUGCGACUUGAUGCCAGGAUCAUGCAGCUACUUCAAGCGAUAAAUGGCUUAAUAAAAGAAGGAAGAUGAGCGGACUAGUCGCGACCUUACUUGAACAGGAUCUGUUCUAUAGGAUCGUACCUCUGAAUCCUUGAAUUAUCAAGAGACCAGAAACCAUGCCUGGUUGAUGACUGAAGGCCUGGGGGUUAGAGCGUGAUUAACAGAUUGGCUCAGCUUUGGAAAUAACUUUCAGGUUUGCAAAUAAAUAUCCCCGGUUGUGCUGGCCGUGAUCUCAUGCUUGCUUGGUUGCCAAUUCCUCAACAUGCUGAGGUUCGUAAAGAAAUAUCUUCGGUUGUGCUGGCAGUGAUCUCAUGCUUGGUGCCAAUUCUUCAACAUGCCAAGGAACUCAACAAGUCACUGGUAGAAAAUAGCGCUAUAACUCUUGGAAGACUUGCUUGGGACUGUCCAGAGCUCGUUUCACCACAUAUGGACCAUUUCAUGCAAGCGCGGAUAUGUGAUGAUUUUGAGGAGGAGGCAUUUCGAGGGUUAUGUGAAAUGGUCAGAGCAAAUCCGUCGGGGGCUUUGAGUGCAAUUCAAUUGCAAGUUGGCAGGAAAUAAGGAGCAAUGAUCUUCAAAAUGAGGUCAUUCAGGUGGUGCAAGAACACAAAUGAAUGCUUGAGAAUGGGACGUAGGAACAGUGCAUGUCCGCUCUUGAGGCUCCCAUGAAGGCAAGGCCGGUCCUAAGAAUUCGAGGACCCUGUGCAAAGAAAAAAAAUGGGCCUUUUUUUAAUGUAAAGAGAAACCAAAUGUAUUUACCUAAUGACUUAAUAUCAAUUUUUUUAACCAGACUUAAUAUCAAUUUAUUCAAUGCAAAUGCAAAAUUCGUGAGUGU
Cuscuta epithymum is the source of this 2334-nucleotide messenger RNA. NCBI's taxonomy places the organism in Eukaryota, Viridiplantae, Streptophyta, Magnoliopsida, Solanales, Convolvulaceae. The record is from the annotation of a GenBank genome assembly.